Messenger RNA from Alternaria postmessia, 1785 nucleotides. RefSeq lists its product as uncharacterized. The transcript has 2 exons. Gene Ontology annotation, biological process: protein modification process. Lineage: Eukaryota; Fungi; Ascomycota; Dothideomycetes; Pleosporales; Pleosporaceae. The record is from RefSeq and is a predicted model, not a curated record. The coding region runs from base 1 to 1785 and encodes 594 amino acids.
AUGCUACGACACAUUGCGCGCUCUCAUGCCGCCUUGACAAGACAGCCGCUCGCAUACCGUUCCCAGCAGGCUGGCCCGGUGCUGCGAGGAACAAGGUUGUUCCACCCAUCGUUGGCGCGCGCUUUGAGUGGCCAAUCCGGUCCUCCAACUCCUGGCAACGACACGCCAAACCCAAUUGACGAUGCCGUUGAGCAGGCCGAAGCAGAGGAAGAGGCCGAAGAGGAGAAGCGUGAGGCGAAAAAGGCAGCAUGGAAGAGCACGGCUUGGAAAAUGUUCGAGGCUGCUGCCACCACUGGAGCCAGUAUUUUCAUCCUAGGAUGUGUCGGCAUCGGCUAUACUAAGUACUACAAAUGGAAUGUUCUCGAAAAGAUGGAGAACGCUUUUCGGGAGGGGGAUCCUGUAUUAGAGCUUGCAGCAACUGGGAAAGAGAUGCCGAAAACGGGUGAACCUACACGACUACAAGUCACCAAAGACAUGGAUGGUGAUGACAAGGACUAUGAUCGCUGGAUCCCACGUGAUGAGCAAGAGAAGAUUGACAAGAUCGUCUGGGGUGAGACAAAAGGCCGCUACCACCUGCUCCUAGGCGAAAAGGGCACAGGCAAGACAUCUAUGCUCAUCGACGCCAUGGAUAAGAUUAAUGGUGAAGGAUGUUCGAUGAUGGAAGCACAUGCAGAUUUGGAAGUCUUCCGUGUCCGACUUGGCCGAUGUCUCGAUUUUGAAUACCAUGAAGACAACAUCGGGUCUCUUUUCUCUAUCCGUGGACCUCGCGACGCUGGUGCUAUCCUGGAUAUUGAGCGAGCAUUCAACAAACUGGAGAAGGUGGCUUUGAGACGCCGUGCGACAGUCGGAAGACCGCUCAUCCUUAUCAUCAAUUCCGCACAUCUCAUCCGAGAUAAUGAAGAUGGUAGGGACCUUCUCGAGCUCAUUCAACAACGCGCGGAGCAAUGGGCAGCCGCCAACCUCGCAACUAUCAUCAUUAACUCAGACAAAUACUGGGUGUUUGAAAGACUCAAGCAGUAUGCAACACGCAUGGAAGUACACCAGAUCAAAGACUUGACCAAAGAUCGCGCCAUGCAAGCUCUAAAGAAUUACCGAAUGAAGUAUUAUGGCGAGAAAGUCCACGAGUCUAUUCUGGAAGAAGUAUACGACAAAGUCGGGGGCCGUCUGACCUUCCUAAACCGCGUAGCGAAGUCAGAAAACAUGAUCGAGAAAUGUGACACCAUCUGCGAAAUGGAGAAAAUCUGGUUCCUGAACAACUGCGCGAUUCUAGGCGAGGAGAUGGACGACGACGUCAUGGACCAGCAGAAGUAUGCGUCCACAGCAAUGGUUCUUGCCAACGCCCUUUAUAAAAAGUUUAACGAAAUGGACGUAAACCAUGACCCAGCAGUUGGCCACAUCCUCCCUUCUAUCCCCCUCCACCGCGCCCGCUUCGUCAUGACACGCUCCGACUUUAUUCGUCAACACCAUGACCUAUCUAUCUUCUCCAUCGACUCACACGCUGUCGUUCGCGCAGACUCUGUGCCUAUGCAACGUGCCUUCAACGAAAUCUGCGCUGAACUCGGGUUUGAGGAUUUCUUGGAAGCGACGCUGGAGCGUAUUGGUGCUAUUGAGAGCUUGGGCAGGACCAAGGAGCUUACGUUCAAAGAUCUUUGGGAUGGAGGUAAGUACAGGAUUACUACAAGGGAUAGGAAAGGGAACGUGCAAGGGGAGGUUGAGAUGGAAACUGUACCGGGGAAGACGGAUGAUGACGAUGACGAUGAUGGUGAUGAUAAGAAAGACGACUGA